This is a messenger RNA of Toxotes jaculatrix (banded archerfish), 2638 nucleotides long. RefSeq names its product N-acetylated alpha-linked acidic dipeptidase like 1 (gene naaladl1). NCBI's taxonomy places the organism in Eukaryota, Metazoa, Chordata, Actinopteri, Toxotidae. The coding region runs from base 191 to 2422 and encodes 743 amino acids. Gene Ontology annotation, molecular function: carboxypeptidase activity. The record is from RefSeq and is a predicted model, not a curated record. The transcript is spliced from 19 exons.
UUCAGCAGCUGCUCUGGCGUUGCAGUGAUCGUUUGGGAAUCAGAUGCAGUCAUAUGCUCAUCCAUAAUGGGUUCAUAAGAAACACUGUCCCAAAAAUAUAUCUGACCUUUGGAGAAAGCUCACAAGAUUCAGGUCCAAAGAGGAGGUGAACUGUUUUUUUUUUUUUAAAGAGCUUAUACCAGAGAGGAGAAUGAUAAAGCAGGUGUUGUUUGGGAUUCUUUGUGGCGCUGCCAUACUGACCGCAGGCAUCUUAAUCGGUCACUAUGGUAUUGCCCAAAGCAGCAGUUCAGCACCGUCCUGGGUGAAGGAGGUGGCGAAGGAUGUGGACGAGGGUCUCAUUGAGAAGUUCAUGUCUGAGGUGGACAACAUUCAGAUUCAGGAAAACUUAAGGGUGUUGUCGAAAGUGCCCCACAUGGCCACCACUGCUGGAGAUGAGCAGACAGUGCAGUAUAUGCUAAAGAGAUGGCAGGACCCCGAAACCGGUCUUGACGAGGCCUGGAGAGAGGAGUACAUGGUCUACCUGUCCUUCCCUGACCCCAAGAACCCCAAUAAGGUCACUGUAGUGAGCCCGUCUGAUACUGUGCUGCACACUGCCAGAGAAAAAGAGAAGCCUUACACUCAAGACCAAAAUGAUCCUGAGGUGGUUCAGCCAUAUGCUGCGUACUCCCCUGUAGGACACGUAAAGGGGAAACUGGUUUACGCCAACCAGGGGAAACCAAGUGACUACCAGCUGCUGAACCAGACAGUUGACCUUAGAGGAACCAUCGCUAUCACCAGAUAUGGCGGAGCAGGAAGAGCAGCUAAAGCCAUCAAUGCAGAACCAUAUGGCGUCAUUGGUGUGCUUGUCUACACAGACCCUUUGGACAUCAAUGAUGGUCUCAUGUCAGAUAUCAAUGAGACAUAUCCUCACUCCUGGUACAUGCCGCCCUCCGGGGUGGAGCGAGGAUCCUUUAACUCUCAGUAUGGAGAUUUGCUUACACCCUACCUGGCUGCUAAAGAGGAAACCUACAGAAUUCCAGUCCAGAACAUUACAGGGAUCCCUCCUAUUCCAAUUCAACCGAUCGGAUUUGAGGAUGCCAACAAAUUAAUCUGUGAGCUGGACGGACAAGCAGCUCCAAAUGCAUGGCAGGGAGGAUUCAACUGCUCCUACAACUUUGGCGGUCCAGGGUUCAAACAAACCUCUGAUUUCAAUAACAGUGAUGUGAAGCUGGACAUCUUCAACCAUGAAAAGGUGGAGAGCUCCUCUAAUGUGAUGGGAGUAAUCAGAGGGAGUGUCGAACCAGACAGGUAUGUGAUCUACGGGAACCACAGGGACAGUUGGGUUCAUGGUGCCAUCGACCCCAGCAGUGGGACAUCGGUCAUGCUGGAAUUGACCAGGGUACUGGGCAAGAUGGUCAAACAGGGCAAAUGGAGGCCUCGCAGGUCCAUCAUCUUUGGAAGUUGGGGAGCAGAGGAGUUCGGCCUUAUUGGGUCUGCAGAAUACACAGAGCAAUACUUCACCAAGCUCAGCGAACGCACUGUUGCUUACAUCAAUGUGGAUAUAGCUGUUUUUGCCAAUGCCACCCUCAGGGCUUCAGGGAUGCCGUCAGUACAGAACGUCAUCUUCACAGCCGCAAAACAGGUCGGUGCACCUGGACUGGACUCCACAUCUGUGUAUGACAACUGGAAACGAUAUACCAACAGGACAAGCCCGGCCCAUGGAACCAUUCCCAGAAUGGGAUACCUGUCAGGUGCAGGGAGUGAUUACGCUGCCUUUGUCCAUUACCUGGGAAUCACUUCGAUGGACAUUGCAUACACAUAUGACAAGAGUAAAACAAAUGCUCGCAUUUACCCUGCAUACCACACAGCAUACGACACCUUUGACUACGCCUCAAGGUUCAUUGAUCCCGGGUUUGUCAGUCAUCAAGCCGUUGCCAGGACAGCAGGAAACGUCUUAAUCCGAUUGGCUGACAGCUUAGUGUUGCCACUGAACUGUAGUGACUACGCUGAGAGUCUGGAGGACUACCUCAGCACAACAAUCACCCUAUAUGAACAUCAGCUGAAUGCAAGGAAUAUAUCUGUGGAGCCAUUAAAACGUGCAGUGGCCAGCUUUCGCAGUGCAGCUUCUCAUUUGGACCAGGUGAUUCACAGUUCAGAGCUGGCAAAUGAGACCCCUCUGAAGGUCAGAAGGAUCAAUGACCAGCUCAUGCUGCUGGACCGCGCUUUCUUGGACCCUCUGGCCUUCCCAGACAAAUAUGCAUACAGGCAUGUUAUCUGGGCCUCAAGUAGCGCCGGCGAGCCAACCUUUCCAGGCCUGGCUGAUGCCUUUGCCAAGGCUGAGUCAUCGGGUCAGUCAAGCGACUGGGACAAAGUUCAUUACCACCUGUCAGUCCUGAGCCAGGCCAUUGAGGGUGCUGCCCACACACUGGUUGAUGUCAUAUGAGGAGGAACUGCAGUCUCUCAGGGAUUUUAUUUUAAAAAAAAAAAAAAAAAAGGAGGGACCUGCCACUAACGAGCACUGAUGAGCUGGACCACAGUACAACUAUUUAUGGGUAAUAUUAAUUGAGGUGAUUUAGGAAUCAUUGAGCAAAGCUCAUCACCAAACAGUAACAUGAAUGAUGUCUUUGUCUUUUGACACUCAAUUAAAAUAUUUAAAUAU